Carlito syrichta (Philippine tarsier) is the source of this 1665-nucleotide messenger RNA. It is a transcript of the gene SYTL5, whose product is annotated as synaptotagmin like 5. The record is from RefSeq and is a predicted model, not a curated record. Gene Ontology annotation, molecular function: small GTPase binding; phospholipid binding; neurexin family protein binding. Gene Ontology annotation, cellular component: exocytic vesicle; plasma membrane. The annotation marks the transcript as partial. Gene Ontology annotation, biological process: exocytosis; intracellular protein transport. The transcript has 13 exons. Lineage: Eukaryota; Metazoa; Chordata; Mammalia; Primates; Tarsiidae.
AUGUCUAAGAACUCGGAGCUCAUCAACCUGUCAUUUUUAUUAGAUCAUGAGAAGGAAAUGAUCCUGGGAGUCCUAAAGAGAGAUGAAUACUUGAAAAAAGUGGAGGACAAGAGAAUAAGGAAACUGAAAAAUGAACUCAUAGAAGCAAAACGGAGAAGUGGGAAGACUCAACAGGAGACCAGCCGAGUCUGUGUUCAUUGUCUGAGAAACCUGGGCCUAAUCUUUGACCGGGGAGACCCGUGCCAGGCCUGCUCACUAAGGGUGUGUAGUGAGUGUCGGGUCGUGGGCCUCGAUGGCAGCUGGAAGUGCACUGUCUGUGCCAAAGUCGCGCAGCUAAGGAUUAUAACUGGUGAGUGGUUUUUUGAAGAAAAGGCAAAGCGUUUCAAGCAAGUAAAUGUUUUGGGCACUGAUGUUGUCCGACAGUCCAUCUUAAGAAGAAGUCCAGGAUUUGAAGAAGUACAAAGCCAAGAGCAAACCCGCCAGGAUGUGGAAAAGUCAGACAUUUCAUCUUCUGCUGGGCAGAAGACCAGCCAUGAUGGACCCAAGAGAAAGGGAUUUCUUCUUAGCAAAUUCAGAUCAGCAACCAGAGGAGAAAUCAUAACUCCAAAAACUGAAAGUGGACGGAGCUACAGCUUAGACUUGGACAGCCAGAAUUUUCGGAGUUUAAAGUCAGCCCCUGGUUCAGACAGGGGAAGCACCGGUUCAUCAGAUCUCAACGAUCAGGAGGCUGGUUCUGGGACCCCAAAGAGUGGACGGAGCAAUGGUGUGACCCCUGUCACUCAGAGGUCACCAGCCCCAAGCACACGAAGCGUGACCUCAGUCAGCAGUAGACAUAAUUUUGAAAAUUCCAUGGGUUUGGCUGCCAUUGAAAGCACCUCUGAGGAACUCACAAAGAGUCACCGCAGAAACACUUCAGGCACACCUUCCAUAGCAGUGUCUGGUACCUCUCUCUCUUCAGACCGGAGUCAAUCUGAGUUAGAUUUGAGUGAGUCAUGUGCGGAAGACUUAGAGGAUACUGUAAGCAUAAGAAGCAAGUCUGUCCCUGGGGCUUUAGACAAAGAUUUGGACUCCUUGGAAGAGAUUGAAGAAGGCGUUGAUGGCUUCAUGUCCUCCCAGUUAUCUGCAAACACUCACAGUCUGGCAAGCGGCCUGUCAACUAAUUCUCGAGCAGGCUCUGACAGAAAGUGGAGCUACCUAAAUGUUCCCGAUGCUGACUCAGACACUACCAGCCUUAACAGCAUGAUGAGUGUUUACAGUGAGACAGGAGACUAUGGCAACGUGAAGGUCAGUGGUGAAAUCCUUCUCCAUAUCAGCUACUGCUACAAAACUGGCGGCCUCUACAUUUUUGUCAAGAAUUGCAGAAAUCUGGCCAUAGGAGAUGAAAAGAAACAGAGGACAGAUGCUUAUGUCAAGUCAUACCUUCUUCCUGACAAGUCUCGAAACAAUAAACGCAAGACUAAAAUCAGAACAGGCACCAAUCCAGAAUUUAAUGAAAUGCUAAAGUACACUAUCAGCCGUACCCAGCUGGAAACAAGAACUCUGCAGCUCUCAGUCUGGCACUAUGAUCGAUUUGGACGUAAUAGCUUUCUUGGGGAGGUAGAAAUUCCUUUUGACUCAUGGAACUUUGAAAAUCCAACAGACGAGUGGUUUGUGCUUCAGCCCAAG